Neomonachus schauinslandi (Hawaiian monk seal) is the source of this 2253-nucleotide messenger RNA. RefSeq names its product adenosine monophosphate deaminase 1 (gene AMPD1). Lineage: Eukaryota; Metazoa; Chordata; Mammalia; Carnivora; Phocidae. Gene Ontology annotation, molecular function: AMP deaminase activity. The transcript is spliced from 16 exons. The record is from RefSeq and is a predicted model, not a curated record. Gene Ontology annotation, biological process: AMP metabolic process; IMP salvage. The coding region runs from base 16 to 2253 and encodes 745 amino acids. Gene Ontology annotation, cellular component: cytosol.
AGGACCCCGGCAACAAUGCCUCUGUUGAAACUUGCAGCUAAAGAAAAACAAAUUGAUGAUGCAUUACGUAGCUUUGCUGAAAAAGUGUUUGCCUCUGAAGUCAAAGAUGAGGGAGGCCGUCAUGAGAUUUCCCCCUUUGAUGUGGAUGAAAUCUGCCCAAUUUCUCAUCAUGAGAUGCAAGCACAUAUAUUCCGCCUGGAGGCCACGUCCACCUCUAUAAAAGACAGGAGAAAAAAACGUUCCCAUGGACAGAAGACCAUUAACUUGUCCAUUCCCCAAAGUGAAACAUCUUCCAUCAAACUGUCCCACAUCAACGAAUACAUUUCUUCUCCAACCUACCAGACCGUGCCUGACUUCCAAAGAGUGCAGAUCACUGGAGAUUAUGCCUCGGGGGUUACAGUUGAAGACUUCGAAAUGGUUUGCAAAGGUCUAUACAGGGCAUUGUGUAUACGGGAGAGGUAUAUGCAGAAGUCAUUUCAGAGGUUCCCUAAAACCCCUUCCAAGUACUUGCGGCACAUGGAGGGUGAGGCUUGGGUAGCAAAUGAGAGCUUCUACCCAGUCUUUACCCCUCCUAUGAAGAAAGAAGACCCCUUCCGAACUGAUGACCUCCCAGAAAACCUCGGUUAUCAUCUCAAAAUGAAGGAUGGUAUAGUUUACGUCUAUCCUAAUGAGGCAGCAGCCGGUAAAGAUGAGCCCAAGCCACUCCCUUAUCUAAAUAUGGACACCUUCUUAGAUGAUAUGAAUUUUUUACUUGCUUUAAUUGCCCAAGGACCUGUUAAGACCUAUACCCACCGGCGCCUGAAGUUCCUCUCCUCCAAGUUCCAGGUGCAUGAGAUGCUCAACGAGAUGGAUGAGUUAAAGGAGCUGAAGAACAACCCCCACCGAGAUUUUUAUAACUGCAGGAAGGUGGACACCCACAUCCAUGCAGCUGCUUGCAUGAACCAGAAACAUCUGCUGCGCUUUAUUAAGAAAUCUUACCAGAUUGAUGCUAACAGAGUGGUCCAUAGCACUAAGGAGAAAAAUCUGACCCUAAAGGAACUUUUUGCCAAAUUAAAAAUGCAUCCCUACGACCUGACUGUUGAUUCUCUGGAUGUUCAUGCUGGACGCCAGACCUUCCAGCGUUUUGAUAAGUUCAAUGACAAAUACAAUCCUGUCGGAGCAAGUGAACUACGAGACCUCUACCUAAAGACAGACAAUUGUAUUGAUGGAGAAUAUUUUGCCACUAUUAUCAAGGAGGUAGGCGCAGACCUGGUGGAGGCCAAGUACCAGCACGCCGAGCCCCGCCUGUCAAUCUACGGCCGCAGUCCUGAUGAGUGGAGCAAACUGUCCAGCUGGUUUGUCCGUAACCGCAUCUACUGCCCCAACAUGACCUGGAUGAUCCAGGUCCCCAGGAUCUAUGAUGUGUUUCGAUCUAAGAAUUUCCUUCCACACUUUGGAAAGAUGCUGGAGAAUGUUUUCAUGCCAGUGUUUGAGGCCACCAUCAACCCGCAGGCUCACCCAGACCUCAGUGUCUUCCUCAAGCAUAUUACUGGCUUUGACAGUGUGGAUGAUGAGUCCAAACACAGUGGACACAUGUUCUCGUCCAAGAGCCCCAAGCCCGAGGAGUGGACAAUGGAAAAGAAUCCAUCUUACACCUACUAUGCCUACUACAUGUAUGCAAACAUUGCGGUGCUCAACAGCCUGAGAAAGGAACGAGGCAUGAAUACGUUCCUGUUCCGACCUCACUGUGGGGAAGCUGGGGCUCUCACCCACCUCAUGACCGCAUUCAUGACUGCAGAUAAUAUCUCUCAUGGCCUGAAUUUAAAAAAGAGUCCUGUGUUACAGUACUUGUUUUUCUUAGCCCAGAUUCCCAUCGCUAUGUCGCCAUUAAGUAACAACAGCUUAUUUCUAGAAUAUGCCAAAAAUCCUUUUUUAGAUUUCCUCCAAAAGGGACUGAUGAUCUCACUGUCGACAGAUGACCCAAUGCAAUUCCACUUCACCAAGGAGCCCCUAAUGGAAGAAUAUGCCAUUGCUGCACAAGUGUUCAAGCUGAGUACCUGUGAUAUGUGUGAAGUGGCAAGAAACAGUGUUCUGCAAUGUGGAAUUUCUCAUGAGGAGAAAGCAAGGUUCCUGGGCAACAAUUACCUUGAAGAUGGCCCUCUUGGAAAUGAUAUCAGGAAGACAAAUGUUGCCCAAAUCCGCAUGGCCUAUCGCUAUGAAACCUGGUGUUAUGAACUUAAUUUAAUUGCUGAAGGCCUUAAAUCAGGAGACUAA